AUGGCUCCCGACCUCAACUCUCUUCCCUCAUCGCCUGUGGCGCAGCCUGCUCACAGCAAGCCGGCCAACGGCAAUGGCGCAACCAGCGCGAAGCAGCCCAACAUUCUGUUCAUCAUGGCCGACCAGCUGGCUGCACCCCAGCUGAAGAUGUACAACCCCGAGUCCCAGAUUAAGACGCCAAACCUGGAUGCUCUUGCCGCCGAGUCUGUCCAGUUUGACUCGGCUUACUGCCCCUCGCCGCUUUGCGCACCCUCGCGCAUGAGCUUGAUCACCGGCCUCCUUCCCAUGAAGAUCGGCGCAUACGACAAUGCCAGCCAAAUCUCGAGUGAGGUUCCGACCUACGCGCACUACCUGCGCUUGAAGGGCUACCACACGGCCUUGGCUGGCAAGAUGCAUUUCAUCGGUGACCAGCUACACGGUUACGAAACUCGCCUCACCAGCGACAUAUACCCGGGCGACUUCGGCUGGGUGGUGAACUGGGAUGAGCCUGACACUCGUCUCGAGUGGUACCACAACUCGAGCUCCAUCCUCCAGGCCGGCCCUUGCGUGCGAAGCAACCAGCUGGAUUACGACGAGGAGGUCAUGUACCGGUCGACACAGUUCCUCUACGACCACGUCCGCGAGGGCCCUGAAAAGCGCCCUUUCGCUCUUACCGUCUCUUUGACUCACCCUCAUGACCCUUACACAAUCGAGGACAAGUACUGGGACCUGUACGAGGAUGUUGAUAUCGCUCUUCCCAAGGUCCGCAUCCCCAAGGAGGAGCAAGAUCCCCACAGCAAGCGUCUCAUGAAGGUUUGCGACCUAUGGGACUACGACUUUACCGACGAGCAGAUCAAGCGAGCCCGCCGCGCCUACUACGGCUCCGUCAGCUACGUCGACGACUGCGUUGGUAGGCUCCUGUCCGUUCUGAAGAAGUGCGGUCUUGACGACAACACCAUCAUCGUCUUCAGCGGCGAUCACGGUGACAUGCUGGGCGAGCGUGGGCUUUGGUACAAGAUGAGCUACUUUGAGUCCUCUGUCAGAGUUCCUCUCUUCGUCCGCCACCCCCACGAGUUCGAGCCUCACCGCGUGACCAAGAAUGUGUCAACGCUCGACAUCCUUCCGACACUUUGCGAUCUGGUUGGUACGAAGCCCGCGCCCGGCUUGCCGAUGGACGGCACGUCGCUGUUGCCCCACUUACAGGGCAAGACGGGCCACGACAAGGUCUACGCCGAGUACACGGGCGAGGGCACUAUCAGUCCGCUCGUGAUGAUUCGUGAGGGCCCUUGGAAGUUCACUCAUUGCCCUGUCGACGGCACUCAGCUGUUCAACCUUGAACAUGACCCCCUGGAGCUGGUCAACCUGGCGUCCCAGAAGGCCAUCUCCGGGAAGUUGCUGGAGGAGGAAGCGAAGGCAAAGCUCGAGGAGUACACGGCCGAGACGAAGGCCAAGUGGGACUUUGACGCCAUCACCGAGCAGGUCCUGCAGUCCCAGCGCAAGCGUCGGCUGGUAUGGGGAGCUCUCACCCAGGGAACUUUCACCAGCUGGGACUACGACCCGGUUGAUGACGGCAGAAUGAAGUACAUCCGCUCGCAGAUCCCUCUUGAUGAUCUCGAGCGUCGCGCUCGUUACCCUCCCGUAGACAAGUACGGCCGGGAAGUCGACAGAGCGACGAACGGCCAAAGAGUUUACAGCCAGGCUGGGUCACACGGCCAGUAA
Colletotrichum graminicola M1.001 is the source of this 1698-nucleotide messenger RNA. RefSeq names its product choline-sulfatase. The transcript has 2 exons. Bases 1 to 1698 code for a protein of 565 amino acids. Gene Ontology annotation, molecular function: sulfuric ester hydrolase activity. The record is from RefSeq and is a predicted model, not a curated record. NCBI's taxonomy places the organism in Eukaryota, Fungi, Ascomycota, Sordariomycetes, Glomerellales, Glomerellaceae.